Linum tenue is the source of this 3713-nucleotide messenger RNA. The record is from the annotation of a GenBank genome assembly. NCBI's taxonomy places the organism in Eukaryota, Viridiplantae, Streptophyta, Magnoliopsida, Malpighiales, Linaceae.
GAAGAAAAAAGAUAUGUAAAAUGCAGGGAGGACCAACCCAACCCAGCAAAGCCAAACCCUAGAUUUCUUCUUCCUUCCUUGCCAAAUAACAAAAAUAAAAUUCCUUUCUCCUUCCCCAAAACCCUCCCCACACAGUGCUUCCUUCCUCCUUUCCCAAUUUCUUCGAUUCUUCAGAUCCAAUUACAAACAACCUCUCUACUCGUAUCUUCUCACACCUUUCCGACGAACCAGAGGGUUGUCUUCUGCUCGAUUGAUCGUUAUCGCGGUAUCGUGAUUGGGUUCUGUACGGUACCCAUUUGCAGAUCCUGCUAAAUUUCCCGUCUUUCUGCUGGGGUGAGGGGUUUUCUGCAUAAGUUUGAGAUCGUGGGGCUGCUAAAUUUCCCAUCUUUUUUUCGUUGAUAGCUGAGCCCUUGUGAAGAGCUAUAAAGGGUCUUCAAGAUGAUGUCCAAAUCGUAUACCAAUCUCUUGGAUCUAGCUUCGGGCAACUUCCCGAUAAUGAGUCAACAACCGCGGGAGAGGAAGAGGUUGUCUCGUGUGAUGACUGUUCCCGGGGUCAUCUCCGAGCUUGAUGAUGAUCAGGCGAAUAGCGUUGCCUCGGACGUGCAGUCUUCCUUAAUCCAGGACCGGAUAAUAAUCGUGGCGAACCAGCUGCCGGUGAAGGCCAAGCGGAGGCCGGAUAAUAAAGGGUGGAGUUUUAGCUGGGAUGAGGAUUCUUUAAUGUUACAGUGUAAAGAUGGUUUCCAUGAAGAUAUGGAAGUUAUAUAUGUUGGUUCUUUGCGGGUUGAGGUUGACCCGAGCGAGCAAGACGAUGUGUCCCAGCUUUUGUUGGACAAGUUUAAAUGUGUUCCUGCAUUCCUGCCUCCUGAUAUCUUGAACAAGUUUUAUCACGGGUUUUGUAAGCAGCAUUUGUGGCCGCUUUUCCAUUACAUGCUUCCCUUCUCUGCCAGUCAUGGUGGGCGGUUCGAUAGAUCCUUGUGGGAAGCAUAUGUUGCGGCAAAUAAAAUCUUCUCACAGAGGGUGAUUGAGGUUAUAAAUCCGGAGGAUGAUUAUGUCUGGAUUCAUGACUAUCAUUUGAUGGUGCUACCAACCUUCUUGAGAAGAAGGUUCACCAGAUUGAGAAUGGGUUUCUUUCUUCAUAGUCCAUUCCCAUCAUCGGAGAUAUACAGAACGUUGCCUGUGAGGGAAGAGAUUCUCAAGGCACUGCUGAAUGCUGACCUUAUUGGAUUUCAUACGUUUGAUUAUGCUCGUCAUUUUCUCUCCUGCUGUAGUCGUAUGUUGGGGUUAGAAUAUCAGUCAAAACGAGGUUAUAUUGGAUUGGAAUACUAUGGUAGAACGAUCGGAAUCAAGAUCAUGCCGGUUGGCAUUCACAUGGGACAGAUUGAGACAGUAUUGAAGCAUGCUGAUAAUGAGUGGAGAGUGAAAGAGCUGAAACAGCAGUUUCAAGGAAAGACGGUUUUACUCGGUGUUGAUGAUAUGGACAUCUUCAAAGGUCUUAACUUGAAGCUUCUGGCAAUGGAAGCGAUGCUGAAACAACACCCAAAGUGGCAAGGAAGGGCGGUUUUGGUCCAGAUUGCUAAUCCUGCCAGGGGGAGCGGGAAAGACCUCGAAGAAGUGCAGGCGGAGAUUCAGGAAAGUUGCAAGAGGAUUAAUGAGACUUUCGGCAGACCAGGCUAUGAACCAGUUGUGUUCAUCGAUAGACCAGUAUCACUUAGUGAAAGGACAGCGUACUACAAUGUUGCUGAGUGUGUGGUGGUGGCAGCUGUUAGGGACGGGAUGAAUCUUACUCCUUAUGAGUAUGUUGUGUGUAGGCAGGGCGUCUCUGGUUCAAGUUCCAGUUCAGAAUCCAGUGUCCCCAAGAAGAGCAUGCUAGUUGUUUCUGAGUUCAUUGGGUGUUCCCCUUCUCUUAGCGGUGCUAUUCGGGUCAAUCCUUGGAACAUGGAAUCAACUGCCGAGGCUAUGAAUGAGGCCAUUUCAAUGUCUGACAAUGAAAAGCAGUUGCGGCACGAGAAGCACUACAGAUAUGUCAGUUCACAUGAUGUGGCAUACUGGUCGAGAAGCUUUUUCCAAGAUCUGGAGAGGGCAUGCAAAGACCACUUCAGAAGGCGAUGUUGGGGUAUUGGGUUGAGCUUUGGCUUCAGAGUUGUCGCGCUCGAUCCUAACUUCAGAAAGCUGUCGAUUGAUGCAAUUGUUAGUGCAUAUUUGAGGUCCAAGAAGAGGGCUAUCUUGCUUGAUUAUGAUGGAACUGUAAUGCCUCAAACAUCAAUCAAUAAGUCGCCAAGUCAAGAAGUACUUUCAAUUAUCAAUACCCUCAGCAGUGAUGCAAAGAACACAGUUUUUCUUGUUAGUGGAAGAGGGAAGGAUAGUUUAGGUCAGUGGUUCUCUCCUUGCAAAAAACUUGGAAUUGCUGCGGAACAUGGUUACUAUUUGAGGGUGGUCUGCUGAUAAGGACUGGGAAAUCUGUGGGCAAAACUGUGAUUUUGGAUGGUUUCAGAUAGCUGAGCCCGUAAUGAAGUUGUAUACAGAAUCAACAGAUGGUUCUUACAUCGAAACCAAGGAGAGUGCCUUGGUCUGGCACCAUAGAGAUGCUGAUCCAGGUUUUGGUGCAAGCCAGGCUAAGGAGUUGUUGGACCAUCUUGAAAGUGUACUUGCAAAUGAACCCGUAACUGUUAAAAGUGGUCAAUAUAUUGUGGAAGUAAAGCCGCAGGGUGUUAGCAAAGGUGUAGUAGCGGAGAAGAUAUUUACAUCAAUGGCCGAUAAAGGAAGACAGGCCGAUUUUGUGCUGUGCAUUGGCGACGACAGGUCGGACGAAGACAUGUUUGAGAGGAUCGGUAAUGCCUCAACAAGCGGAGUACUCGCAUCGAGCACGAACGUAUUUGCAUGCACAGUAGGCCAGAAACCAAGCAAAGCCAAGUACUAUUUGGACGACACAAGUGAUGUCUUGCACAUGCUCAGAGCUCUUGCUGAAGAUUCAGACCCUUUAUCUGAUGAAGAAGAUGAAGACAGCAGAUCCCCCUAACGUCCUAUCCAUUUCUUCCUCCACAGCAUUUUUCUGUGGGUCAUUUGUUGGUCGAAUUCAUGACGGAAGAAUACACACCAUAGCAAAGCCCUGGGCUCCAGUUAGUUGAACGAAGAGACGUGGUUUGUUUGUGGCCCAUUAGCCAUGGCAUAGCCCCGGGAAGGGAGGCUAGUCAAAGCCCUGCAAAUCUGGCAAAGGAAGGGAAAUGGAUGGCUGUUUCGAACAAAACAGUGAAAAAUGGUUGGUCUGGUAAACAAAUGAAUGGGCUUUGCUAAGGUGGUGUAGGGUGGAUGGGUGCGAGAAGAGGGAUGGAACCUUAUCUUAUGAACAGGAACUGAAUGGUUAUUGCUUGACGGUUGACGAUGGAUGGAUUGCAAUGAAUUAACGCAUUGCAGUAUUGUGGCAGUGAAGUUAUGAUAAGGAAAAGAAAGGUCUGUACUUUGCUGUUGUUUGAAUGUUCCCACCAUUGUUAACAGAGACAGUCAUGGUGGUGGGAUUAUAUACUUUUUCCCUUUUGCUCUGUCUAGAGAGAGUAGUCGAGUGAGUGAUUUAUUUUCAUUCCCCGCGUUUACUGUCGACUAUUGGUUUGGUAAAAAUUCAAUUGCCCUGUCCAAUGUGUAAAUGUUAUACUGAAAACUGGCAGUCGAGUUUAUUCUAUUCUCUGCAUAAAAGUUUGAUUCUUUGGGGUCGACGGCAA